AUGGCCAGCGACAUUGAAACCAGCUUUGAAGCGGCCAUUGCCUCUGGCAAGAUCAAUGGAGCUGUCAUUUGCGCCACUGAUGCAGGAGGGAAUUUCGUUUACAACAAGGCUCUUGGUGAGCGCACUCUUCUCUCCGGAGAGAAACGCCCACAACAGUUGGACGACGUUCUUUUCCUGGCUUCCGCCACCAAGUUGAUUGCCUCAAUUGCCAGCCUACAAUGUGUUGAAGAUGGUCUCCUGACUCUCGACGGCGACCUGUCCACCAUUGCACCUGAGCUCGGGGCCAAACAGGUCCUCAAAGGGUUCUCUGAAGAUGAUGAGACGCCCAUUCUCGAGCCAGCAGAGCGUCCCAUAACUCUAGAGAUGUUGCUCACUCACAGCGCCGGGACUGCAUACGACUUCUUAGCCCCUCCGAUCGGGAAGUGGCGAGAGAAGUUCUCUCCUCCAACGUUUGACCAGCAGAAGACCGUAGAAGAUCUCUUCGUUUACCCGCUCGCUCAUCAACCAGGCGCGGGAUGGAUGUAUGGACCUGGCCUGGAUUGGGCUGGUCGUAUUGUUGAACGAGUGACGGGCCGCACAUUGGGCGAGCAUGUCCUUGAGCGCAUCUUGGCACCACUUGGUUCAAAAGAUGCCCAAUUCUACCCCGUUACUCGCGAAGACCUGCGAACUCGGCUUGUUGAUCUCAACCCCGAUGAUACCGAGGCUGUUGGCCUUGCUGUCUUAGGCGGUCGCGGCGACAUGAACUUGCGUGGAAAGGGAGACUUUGGCGGGCAUGGACUCUUCAUGCCGGCUAUCGACUACGCCAAGGUUUUGCAGUCCCUGCUUGCUAACGAUGGAAAGUUACUGAAACCCGAAACGGUGGACAAUAUGUUCCAAGACCAUCUUGCACCCGAGGCGACGCCUGGCCAUCAAGCCGCGCUGGCUGGUCCGGGAGGUAUUUUCUUCCGAAUUGGCGUUGAUGCUGAUACGAAAAUGGGCUAUGGACUUGGGGGGCUUCUCACUUUGGAGGAUGUGGAUGGUUGGUUUGGCUCUCAUACGCUUUCGUGGGGUGGUGGAAUGACUCUGACGUGGUUUAUUGAUCGUAAAAAUGAUUUGUGUGGCGUGGUGGCCGUUCAAGCUGCGUUGCCUCUGGAUAUGCCGUUGGUGACGGAGCUGAAGCAAGUAUUUAGGAAGGACAUCUAUCGCAAAUAUGCUGCCUGGAAAGAGGAACAGAAGUCAUAA
This is a messenger RNA of Pochonia chlamydosporia 170, 1221 nucleotides long. Its product is annotated as transesterase (LovD). Lineage: Eukaryota; Fungi; Ascomycota; Sordariomycetes; Hypocreales; Clavicipitaceae. The record is from RefSeq and is a predicted model, not a curated record. The coding region runs from base 1 to 1221 and encodes 406 amino acids. The transcript has a single exon.